This is a messenger RNA of Pimephales promelas (fathead minnow), 3813 nucleotides long. RefSeq names its product JunE proto-oncogene, AP-1 transcription factor subunit (gene june). Gene Ontology annotation, biological process: regulation of cell population proliferation; regulation of cell cycle; regulation of transcription by RNA polymerase II. The record is from RefSeq and is a predicted model, not a curated record. Gene Ontology annotation, cellular component: transcription regulator complex. NCBI's taxonomy places the organism in Eukaryota, Metazoa, Chordata, Actinopteri, Cypriniformes, Leuciscidae. Gene Ontology annotation, molecular function: transcription factor binding; RNA polymerase II cis-regulatory region sequence-specific DNA binding; DNA-binding transcription factor activity, RNA polymerase II-specific.
CUGGAGAGAACAGAAGGGCGUGUGUUAUUAAUAAUCAUCCGAGCAGAAAGUCCCUCAGUCGCUGUGACAGCGAGCAGAAGAGCUGGGGUUCAUUCAUCGCGCGUCACGGCGCGGCGCGUGGGUUCAGAUCGCGCUCGACGCGCUGUUUUAUACUGGUUUACUGUGUGACUAACCGGAGCUUUGACGCAGUGGAUUGUGUGGUGGGAACCUUCACUAUCGAUCGCUAUAUAUCGAUCAACACUCGAGUUUAAUGCUGAUGGACGUCCAUCCGAAUUUUGAACAGCACUUUUAUUUUCCCAAGUGGAAGGAGCAGAUGGCUGAGAACAGUAAUUUCUAGCCGUAUUAUGUCUUGUGAGGAAUCUAUCUUGCUGUUUCAAUGACGGGUAAGAUGGAAACGCCCUUCUAUCACGAUGAUAGCGUUCCCAACUUUGGGCAAAUUCCAGAUUACGAUCGAUACCAAGGCCACAAGAUUAUGAGCAAGAAGAGCAACAUGCCACAUAAUUUCUCCAACGGGGGCAACGCCUCCAGCCUGAAGCUUCUGCAGGGACAAACUGGGAACGGGAAUCCCAACAUGAGCGGGAACAAUCCCAACAUGUCCUCGCCAGACCUCAACCUACUCAAGCUGUCGUCUCCGGAUCUGGAGCACCUGAUCAUCCAGUCCAACCAGGGGCUGGUUACGACAAGCCCGGGUCCCAGUGCAUCCGCUAAUCCCUUCAUGUACCGGAACCAGGCCACUAACGAGCAAGAGGGGUUUGCGGACGGGUUCGUGAAAGCUCUGGCGGAUCUCCACAAGCAGAACCAGCUGGUCGGCGCUCCUAUGUCUCCUCCCGCCUCCAUCCCGGGAUCCUACCAGAGGAACCUCCCCGACAUUCCCAUCUACACCAACCUGAGCAAUUACAACCCCAACCAGCUCCCGUCGGCAUACCCGGGUCCGAUGGCCUACCCGUCCCACGCCUCGGGACACCCUCCGGGAAGGGUUCUGGACGCUCCUCAGACGGUCCCCGAGGUCCCUCACUCGCCCCCCUCGCUCUCUCCAAUCGACCUGGACACGCAGGAGCGCAUCAAGGCGGAGCGCAAGAAGCUCCGCAACCGCAUCGCUGCCUCCAAGUGCCGCAAACGCAAGCUGGAGCGGAUCUCGCGUCUGGAGGAGAAGGUGAAGGUUCUGAAGACCCAGAACUCGGACCUGGCCUCCACCGCCAGCAUCCUGAGGGAGCAGGUGUCCCAGCUCAAGCAGAAGGUCAUGAGCCACGUGAGCAACGGGUGCCAGAUCUCCGUCGGCUCCGGCUUGGCCAAGAGUGCGGAGAACACCAGCUGCUGAAACACGCUCUCUCUCUCUUUAUCUCCACACUCAUUCUCGAUCUCGCCCGCCCCAUCCGGGAAGAUCCCCUCGAGAAGAUCCGAAGUCCGGAUCUCCGACUCUUCAGGAAUUUCCUUCUUGAAAAGUACGGAGUACAUUUUAUUUGUUAGCAUUGAAGUUGUUCAAUGCAGUGGAUGCCUGAGGAAAAACUCCAAAGGGAUGCAAACGCGCCGCGGUCGGGACAAUCGGAAAGGGAACAAGAACUUGUGCUUGGAAUUCUGCACUUGAAUACUCUUCUUCUUUUUUUUUUACUUGUAAAUGCGACGCUUUAAAAGAAUGGAAGCAAGGAUUUUUCUUUACAAUCGGCGUCUCGUUCGACCGCUGGACAAACUUUAUAUGUUUUAGGAGUUUGUGUUUAUAUAACAAUGCACUAUUAUGCAAACACUUCCCGAAGCACCUGAUCCGUGCAUCCGUGGAGCGAAUCCCUUUAUACUCCCCUAUCUGAUGUGUUUCAAGUGGAAAUCUCGUCACCGUGUCUCAAUACCCACAUUACAGGAUAUUGUUUGUUUGUUGGUUGAUUUGAUAUUGUGCAAUUUGUGAAUAUAUGAGAAAAAAUAUUUUAUACAAGACUUUUUAAGAAGUAUUACAUUACUGCGUAAUAUCAAAACAUUAUAAGCAAAGUGGAGACACCUAUAGAGAAGGGAUUGUGGUACUGCGCAAAACUUUAACUGGUACCUUUUGCCGUUUUGGAGUUGGGAAAUUCCUGAGCUUUCCGAGACCUUUUGCACUGUAAUCUCCCGCGGGAGUGCGUUAGUAAUGGCGGAGCAUGUAAUCUCCCGCGUUAGUAUUGGCGGAUGUGUAAUCUCCCGCGGUUGCGUUAGUAAUGGCGGAUGUGUAAUCUCCCGCGGUUGCGUUAGUAAUGGCGGAGCAUGUAAUCUCCCGCGUUAGUAUUGGCGGAUGUGUAAUCUCCCGCGGUUGCGUUAGUAAUGGCGGAUGUGUAAUCUCCCGCGGGAUUGCGUUAGUAUUGGCGGAUGUGUAAUCUCCCGCGUUAGUAUUGGCGGAUGUGUAAUCUCCCGCGGUUGCGUUAGUAUUGGCGGAUGUGUAAUCUCCCGCGGUUGCGUUAGUAAUGGCGGAUGUGUAAUCUCCCGCGGUUGCGUUAGUAAUGGCGGAUGUGUGUUUCUGCCGCUGAGGAGUAUUAAUGCCGUGUAACCUGGAGGAGUGUUGCGGAAAGAUACGCAUGUUGCUUAAAACUGACCUGAAUUCAGAACGACAACAAAAGGGCUUUUGAUCAAUAGUAUUUUUCUUUUUUUUUUUGUAUUUUAUUUUUUGUAUGAAUUAUGAAAUGAUUUUAUUUAUACAGAAUUUGUAUUUAUGUUGUUUUCCGAGGAGAGGAGGAUUACUUGUCGGAAUACUAGUGUCUCAGUGACACGUUAUUUUUUUGGAGAACAAUCGCACAUGAAUCAGAAACAUUAAAUGAUGUGUAAUAUUUAUCCUCUGUUUAUAGCAUGAUGGUUUGAACUAUGCUUUUAGUAGAUAACGAUAAUAAAGGAGGGGGAUUCUGGAGAUGGUCGUGACGGCACAGAAGCGGACGGGUCUCCGUCGGGAUCGGGAUCAUCUCCUCAGAGCUGCUGUUCAACGCCUCGCAGUUCCUGGAGAUGCAGAUUAUUUUAUUUAUAUAUCCAUAUCCGUUUGGAGAUGAUUCAUAGGGAUACCUAGACUGUCAAAUAACCUUGUGCAACAAGAAGAUAUUUAUUUUUUGAAACUUGAAUAAGGUUUUUGGUGUCUCAAACAAACGUAUUGUAUUUUUGUACAAAAUAGUUUAGAGAUAGUGUGUGUGUACAGUACCUACUGAAUAAGGUUUCAUUCCCAGUGCUCUAUUUAUUGAAGUGCUUUUACUGAGCAGUGUGUUACUCGUGUUGCUGGUGUGUGUUUCGGACGCUUCUACUGUUGGUACAUUUGUCCACCUAGUGCUCGAGUUUUUUCCACUGGCAUCAAGUGAAAGUCCUUGAUUUGUUUUGUAAUGUGUGUGUGUGUGUGUGUGUGUACCUCUAUUUUAACGCUAACCGUAAGCAUAACGCUCCUGUUUUUGUUGUUUCAUGGUACUGUGUUUCGACUCUGAAGACUGAUUGCAACUUUGACUUUUGCCUAAACUCGUGUCAUAUACAUAUACUGAACAAUGAAAUACUUUGUUGAAUGAGUUUACUCUGUUUACCUUGCGUGUACAAGCGUUUGUACGAUCUAAACUGAGUGUUCAAGUUUGAGUAAAAGAUCAAGGGUGACCGCAGAAGUUGAUGAGCAACACCGGUUGUGCCGGCCGGUUCUGGGCCGUGUUCCCCGUGUCUCUGGAAGACGGGAGCGACGGCUCGGCCUCGGGCUGAAGGACUAAGAGGCGACUUGCCUCGUCGUGUAACAAGCGGGUUUAUUUGCUUCUGAAUAAUAAUAACAUGCGGUUUUCAAAUGUUGUUCGUUGUUCCCUUGUUUUCUUUUAUAUCAACAAUAAAGAGGUGGUUUCUGAA